Molecule: messenger RNA, 4281 nt
Organism: Pelodiscus sinensis (Chinese soft-shelled turtle)
Lineage: Eukaryota; Metazoa; Chordata; Testudines; Trionychidae
Source: RefSeq, a predicted model, not a curated record
GUCUGAGUCCUUUCCCUGCGCACCAUGAUUUGAGCCCCACAUGCCAAGAGCUCUAAUCCCCCUGCACCAGGCCCUGAUGAUGAAUAACAAGGAAACCACAGAGGUCUCUGAGAAGAGCCACCACUUGAAAGUAUUCCUGCCCAAGAAGCUGGUGGAGUGUUUGCCCAAAUGCCCUGCCCUCCCCAAGGAGCGACUGCGCUGGAAUACCAAUGAGGAAAUUGCCUCCUAUCUGAUCACUUUUGAGAAGCAUGAGGAAUGGCUCUCCUGCUCUCCCAAGACCCGCCCCCAGAACGGCUCCAUCAUCCUAUACAACCGGAAAAAGGUGAAGUACCGCAAGGAUGGCUACUGCUGGAAGAAACGCAAGGACGGCAAGACCACGCGGGAGGACCACAUGAAACUCAAGGUGCAAGGCAUGGAGUGUCUGUAUGGCUGCUACGUCCACUCCUCUAUUGUCCCCACAUUCCACCGACGGUGCUACUGGCUACUGCAGAAUCCUGACAUUGUGCUGGUGCACUACCUGAACGUGCCGGCGCUGGAGGACUGCGCCAAGCUCUGCGGGCCCAUCCUCUGCUCCAUCAGCAGCGACCGCAAGGAGUGGCUGAAGUGGUCGAAGGAGGAGCUGGUGAGCCAGCUCAAACCCAUGUUUCACGGGAUAAAGUGGAGCUGCAGCAACGGCAACGGGACCACAGAGUUCUCCAUUGAAGCCCCCCGAUGGCCCCACUCUCAGCCUGCCCCCACACAGCUGCAUCUGUCUGUCCAUCCCACAGGCAGCCCAGGCCAUGUCCCGCACAAAUGCAGCAGCACCAAGCACCGCAUCAUUUCCCCGAAGGUGGAGGCGCGGCUCUGCCCAGUCCCGGCACUCCCCGAGCCACAGCGUGUGCCUGAGCCCAAGCCGGAGCCAGAGCUGGCCAAGCCUGACAGAAAAGAACCCCCAGCGCCCACCGAGCCCUCCUCUUCCUCCUCCCCAGAUGCCCCUCGGCCUUCAUCUGGCGUAGGUCCACCCAGCAGCUCCUACCGAGGUGAGCGGCCACCAGCUGCUGUGGCACUGUCAGUGGGGCUUCCGGGCAGUGCCGUCCUAGUCAUGACUGGCCUGGCCGGGGCCCCAGAGAAGCCGCUAGGCCUCACACCCAGCCAGCACCUGGUGGCGAGUGAUCCUCCAGCACCCGCCGGCCCUGUUAGCCUGGCCCUGCUGCCAGGUCCCGGCCUGGCCCUGUCUCAGAACCUGGAGGCCAGCAUGGAGACAGGGGAGGCCGGCUCCAGCGCCUUCGACCCCGACUGCUUCCUCAACAGCCCCGCCCGGGGCCAAACCUAUGGGUGGGGGGCACCAGAGCCACCCACCCCGGCCUAUGCGCCCCCCACUGCUGGCAACUGCUUCUUCAUCCAGGACGACGGGGGGGCGCCAGGGCGGGGCACCCAGCCCUCCUCCCGGGAGAAAGGGGAGACACCCAUGGAGACGGGGGCGUCCCGGCCAGGUGGUGGGGCAGCGACGGAGCAGCUGCAGGAGGAGCUGUACUCCAUCAUACAGACGGCAGGGGCCAGGGGGCCGGACCUGCCCUUCGGCCUCUCCUUGGACAGCUUCAUCUCGGAACUCAUGACGGAGGAGGCUGGGGCUGGGGGAGGGAGCAGCCCCCCACGCCCAGCUCUGCCUGACACCCCUGGUGAGGCUGCUCCUCCAGGGGGUGAGGUGACUCCAGGCCCCCAGCCUGAGGAGCUAGUGAACAUCACUGAUUUCUCGCCGGAUUGGUCUUACCCAGAGGGCGGUGUCAAGGUGCUGAUCACGGGGCCGUGGAUGGAUGAGACAGACUCCUACACCUGCCUCUUCGACCGAGUGGUCGUGCCUGCAGCGCUCAUUCAGUCGGGUGUCCUACGCUGCUACUGCCCCGGCCAUGAGGAGGGGCUGGUGGCCUUGCAAGUGGCCCAUGGCUCCCGGCUGGUCUCCACCUCAGUGCUGUUCGAGUACCGGGGCCGUGGGUUUCUGGCGCUGCCCAGCACCCAGCUGGACUGGCUCUCCCUGGAUGAUAACCAGUUCAGGAUGUCGAUCUUGGAGCGCCUGGAGCAGAUGGAGAAGCGCAUGGCAGAGAUGGCAGCGUCCUCCCAGCAACAGCGGGGGGCUGCCGGGGAGUCCCCCCACACCCAGGCCACUUCUGACUCCUUCGAGGACCGGAUCGUGGCCCUGUGCGAGAAGAUGAUGUCUCGCUCCUCCUGGCUUCACUCUGACACCCUGGUCCAUGACAUCAGCUUCCGGGGCAUGACUCUGCUGCACCUGGCAGCUGCCCAGGGCUAUGCCCGCCUCAUUGAGACUCUCAUGAAGUGGAGGAACCUCAGUGCUGACAGCUUGGACUUGGAGCAGGAAGUAGAUCCUCUGAAUGUUGACCACUUUUCCUGCACCCCGCUGAUGUGGGCGUGCGCCCUGGGCCACAUCGACGCAGCCCUUCUGCUGUACCGCUGGAACGGCCAAGCACUCUCCAUCCCCGACUCACUGGGCCGGCUACCUCUGACUGUGGCUCGCUCCCGGGGCCAUGUGGCGCUGGCUGCUCGCCUGGAGGACCUGCAGCGCCAGGAGCCAAGUUCCGAGGGUGUCGUGGACAAGGGCUGGGGGCAGCAGCACCCAGCUGAGGCCUUGCGCAUCCCCUCUCCACUCUCUGCCAGCCCCGACACUGGGCUGAGCACAGUGAGCAGUGUCUCCUCACCCUCAGAGCUGUCGGACGGCUCCGUCUCUGUCACCUCAGCCUACUCCAGCGCUUCUGCUCUUCGUGACUCACCCGCCGGCAGUCCUGAGCCAGAUGGCACCAUGGACUUUGGCACUGCCCCUGAGGGCCCAGCCAGCUGGUACCUGCAGGAGACCCCCAGCCCACCUGGCCUGCGCUGCUCCCCCGGUGAGCCCCACUUCUUCAUGGAGUAUGAGGAGCCCUCCGAGCCAGAGCUGCUGUCAUAUGCGGAGAACACGGAGAAUGAGGACUAUCUGCCAACUGCUGAUGUGCUGCAGGUGGACAUGAUCACACUGGCAAGGCAGAUCAUCGAGGCAACACCAGAGCGCAUUAAGCAGGAGGAUUUCAGCUCUUCAGCUGAGGUGCCGCUGCGGGAGCGAAGUGGGAACAUGGGGCUGAGCGAGACCAUGUCCUGGCUGACCAGUUACCUGGAGAGCGUUGACCAGCUGCCCAGCUUCUCCCAGCACAGGUCGGUGCCCUCGUCACGAGUGUGCCUGAGUCCCCUGCAGACCUCAGUAGGGGAGCUGUCUUUUGACCGCCUGCCCCCACCCCCCACGGCUGCUGGGUGGGCCGAAUUCCUCAACGCCUCGGCCAAUGGCAAGAUGGAGAGCGAGUUCGCGCUGCUGACACUGUCCGACCACGAGCAGCGGGAGCUGUACGAGGCUGCUCGCAUCAUCCAGACGGCCUUCCGCAAGUACAAGGGCCGGCGGCUGAAGGAGCAGCAAGAGACGGCAGCUGCCGUGAUCCAACGAUGUUAUCGCAAGUACAAGCAGCUCACGUGGAUUGCAUUGAAGUAUGCCCUGUAUAAGAAGAUGACACAAGCUGCAAUCCUGAUCCAGAGCAAAUUCCGUAGUUACUAUGAGCAGAAGAAGUUCCAGCAGAGCCGACGGGCCGCAGUUCUCAUUCAGCAGUACUACCGCAGCUACAAAGAGUAUGAGAAGCUCAAACAGGGCCACCGAGCCUCCGCCACCAUGCAGCAGAAGAUCAAGGGCACAUUCCUUACGAAGAAGCAAGAUCAGGCUGCCCGUAAGAUCAUGCGGUUUCUGCGCCGCUGUCGACACAGGAUGAAGGAGCUGAAGCAGAGCAAAGAGGUGGAAAGUUUACAGAAGCGAGGUCUUGCUACUUAGCUCCCCCAUGCUGACCCCAUCCUGGAGGGUGACAUUCCUCCUGGACCCCUCCAGUGGCCAGCUAAAGUCCAAGGCAGCCCGGCUGGAAACCCAGGCAUCUGGGGUUGGCUGCCUCCAUCUUUGCUCUUUUUUUCGGACUGCGACAAUGGAGUCUUAAUGGAUCAGACCUCCUGUCUUAAUGACUGUGCAAUAGCAACUGGCUGUGGUGGGAGUGAAAGGAGGACUUGAUCUCCAUGGACUGGGGGGGAGACCCCCCCAAUGGACAUGAGGACAGUGCAGGUGGGCGGGGAGGGGGAAAUCUUUUCAGAACUGAGGUAUCAGCUGUUAUGCACUUGUUCUCCCCUCCCCAAGCUCUCCCCUGCUCACCAACCUCACCUUAUCUUUGUGCCAAGUUAUCCCCUCCGGUUGGGGGCCAGGCCCCUGGCUGCUCUCCCUGGCUCCGGGAG